Brassica napus (rape) is the source of this 1125-nucleotide messenger RNA. RefSeq lists its product as uncharacterized. The record is from RefSeq and is a predicted model, not a curated record. NCBI's taxonomy places the organism in Eukaryota, Viridiplantae, Streptophyta, Magnoliopsida, Brassicales, Brassicaceae. Bases 1 to 1125 code for a protein of 374 amino acids. Gene Ontology annotation, molecular function: zinc ion binding; nucleic acid binding. The transcript has a single exon.
AUGGCAAACAGUGGUGUUCCCUUCCAAGUUCCAUUGCUCACUAAGAGCAACUAUGACAAUUGGAGUCUUAGGAUGAUGGCUAUCUUAGGAGCACAUGAUGUGUGGAGGAUAUUUGAGAAAGGCUUCAAUGAACCGGAGAAUGAUGGUGGUCUAUCUCAAACUCAAAAGGAUGGUUUGAGAGAUUCAAGGAAGAUAGACAAGAAGGCUCUCUGUCUAAUCUAUCAAGGAUUAGAUGAAGAUACAUUUGAGAAGGUUGCUGGUGCAAGGACGUCCAAAGAAGCAUGGGAGAAGCUUCAGACAUCUUACAAGGGAGCGGAACAAGUUAAGAAGGUACGACUUCAAACUCUACGAGGAGAAUUUGAAGCAUUACAAAUGAAGGAAGGAGAACUCAUCUCAGAUUACUUCUCAAGAGUCUUGACGGUUACUAAUAACCUAAAAAGAAAUGGUGAGAAGUUAGAUGAGGUGAGAAUCAUGGAGAAAGUUCUUAGAUCACUGGAUUCAAAAUUCGAGCAUAUCGUCACCGUGAUUGAAGAGACAAAGGACUUGGAGACUAUGACGAUGGAUCAACUUCUUGGAUCACUACAAGCUUAUGAAGAAAAGAAGAAGAAGAAAGAAGAUAUUGUGGAGCAAGUUCUCAAGAUUAGAAUUGAUCAAAAGGAAGAAGCUGACCGAAAUCAUCUGAGACGUGGUGGUGGUCAUUUCCGAGGACGAGGUCGUGGUGUAAAUGGACGAGAUUGGAGACCAUAUGAAGAAAACUUUAACCAAAGAGGAGAAAAUUCUUCAAGAGGUCGUGGAAGAGGAAAUACAAAAUCAAGGUACGAUAAAUCAAGCAUCAAAUGCUAUAGUUGCAGGAAAUUUAGACAUUAUGCUUCUGAGUGCAAAACUCUAAACAACAAUAGAGUUGAAGAGAAGUCCAACUAUGUUGAAAAAAGGAGUAAAGAAGAAGAUAUGCUAUUGAUGGCUUACAAGAAGGAUGAACCAAAUGAGGUUCACAAGUGGUACCUUGAUAGUGGUGCAAGCAACCACAUGUGUGGGAAUAAAAGCAUGUUCGUGGAGCUCGAUGAAUCGGUGAAAACCAAUGUGGCUUUGGGAGAUGAAUCGAAGAUGGAGGUGAAAGGUAAAUGA